AUGUUGAUAGUAUGAUAGAUAGUGAAAUUGACACUGGCAUAUUUACACAUUUAAAAAGCCACACGUGGGUCGCUGGGGAACCCAGGCUGUCCUAGGAAGCCGAGUGAGAGUGGCACAGAGCUGCUGGAAAUCCUGAGAACCUGAGUUUUGGCAAGCAGCCAGAAUAUUUAAAAAAUGACCACACCAAACAAGACACCUCCUGGUGCUGACCCUAAGCAGUUGGAAAGGACUGGAACAGUACGGGAAAUUGGGUCACAAGCUGUUUGGUCACUCUCAUCUUGCAAACCAGGAUUUGGAGUGGAUCAGUUACGAGAUGACAAUCUAGAAACUUAUUGGCAAUCAGAUGGCUCCCAGCCUCAUUUAGUGAACAUCCAAUUCAGAAGAAAAACAACAGUUAAGACAUUAUAUAUUUAUGCAGACUACAAAUCUGAUGAAAGCUAUACUCCAAGCAAGAUUUCAGCCAAAGUAGGAAAUAAUUUUCACAACCUUCAAGAAAUUUGGCAACUUGAAUUGGUGGAACGAAGUGGCUGGAUUCAUAUUCCCUUAACUGAUAAUCAUAGGAAGCCAACUUGCACGUUAAUGAUACAGAUUGCUGUUCUAGCCAGUCAUCAGAAUGGAAAAGACACCCAUAUGAGACAAAUUAAAAUAUACACACCGGUAGAAGAGAGCACCAUUGGUAAAUUUCCUAGAUGUACAACUGUAGAUUUCAUGAUGUAUUGUUCAAUAAGGUGACUUUAAAAUGA
Molecule: messenger RNA, 743 nt
Organism: Pongo pygmaeus (Bornean orangutan)
Lineage: Eukaryota; Metazoa; Chordata; Mammalia; Primates; Hominidae
Product: anaphase-promoting complex subunit 10-like
Exons: 1
Coding region: 175-732 (185 amino acids)
Biological process (GO): anaphase-promoting complex-dependent catabolic process; protein K11-linked ubiquitination
Cellular component (GO): anaphase-promoting complex
Source: RefSeq, a predicted model, not a curated record